Molecule: messenger RNA, 570 nt
Organism: Penicillium maclennaniae
Lineage: Eukaryota; Fungi; Ascomycota; Eurotiomycetes; Eurotiales; Aspergillaceae
Exons: 1
Coding region: 1-570 (189 amino acids)
Source: RefSeq, a predicted model, not a curated record
AUGACCUCCCCCACCACUGCCACCUGCACAAUGAGUUUGCAUGGGCUCGGGGUGAUCGGGGCCCAGGUGGCCGCAUCGAUCAAGAGCAUUGAUGAGAAGCCCUCAUCACCAAAACUUCACUCCACUUCGUCCAUUCAAUCCACACCAACCAUGCCCACGCCUUCUCUUCACAGCGACAGGCGCUCACAGGAGUUUGACCCGCACGUUGGGGCCAAACCAUCGUCGCCAUUCUACCGACAUGGAUCACCUACCUUGUCCUACGAGCAGAUAAUCUUCGAACCAAAGUCAUCCACCCCUCGCACGCGCACUCAUCUGAGGGAUAUUGAAAAUGCGGGCCCUUAUAUCGCCCUACGGAAUGAUAGUCCGCGACGAUCGAAACUAUGGGAGCAGCAGAAGAACCCGCCUCGAUCAUGCAUGAGUUCUUUGAGCACUCGUCAGCGGAUGACACUCAAAAUCAUCGUCGCUGUGGUAACGGUGGGGAGCAUGAUCGCCAUUGCUUUAGGAAUAACUGCGGCUGUUGGAGGAGCUGCCUGGAGGAAUAGUGCUAGGCAGAACGUCCUGGGAGGGUGA